AUGUACAACCCGUACCAGUCGCAAGGGAACGCAUUGAACCAGCAGCAGACGGGCUUCUACUCGCAGCCCGCCCAGCAGCCGCCGCUCCCCAACCGUGCCACCACCACCGAGUUCGGCAACCUCCAGCAGAAUGUGCCCACUUCCUUCGGCAACCAGCAACCUGCGCAGCCGUUUGGCAACGUCAACGCGGGCCAAUCCCAACCGCAGCAAACUGGGUUCGCUCAGCCCUCCUACGGCCAGUUUUCGUCUCAGCAGACCGGCUACGCCAGCACGCUAAACCAGCCACAGCAGUCUGGUUUCGGCCAGUCAGGCGCCCUUCAAGGGUUCCAGCAGCCCCAACAAACCGGCUAUUUUUCCCAGCAGCCCCCGCCGUUGCAGCAGCAACAACCACAGUCCAGUUUCUACUCCCAAUCGCCUGCUCAACCUGCUCAAAAUGCCGCUUUCAACCCACAAGAUUCUCAGAACGCACCUUCUGCCACUUUACAACCGCAGACUACGGGCUUUUUCUCUCAACAGCCAUUGCAACAGCAACCUCUACAACAGCAGCCUUUGCAGCAGCAGCCUUUGCAACAGCCACCCCAGCAACAGCCAUUACAACCUCAGCAAACCGGUUUCUACUCUCAGCAACAAGCCCAGCCUCUACAACCCCAGCAAACCGGUUUCUACUCCCAACAACAAUCCGCUUCUUUGCAACCUUUGAAGCCAACCGCCACCGGUUUCGUCAACUCGUUCGCCAAUAAUGGGGUCAACAACUCCCUCAAGAUCCCAAACAUGCGUUUGUCCUUCAUCACUGCACCUGACCAGGCCAAAUUCGAAACUUUGUUUAGAUCGUCGGUUCCCCAGGGAUCCAACACCAUUUCCGGCGAAAAUUGUAGGGGCAUCCUCAUGAAGUCCGGACUCGCUCCAUCUCAACUUGCUCGUAUUUGGACUUUGUGUGACACCAGCAAAGCAGGUGAACUCUUGUUCCCCGAAUUUGCUCUUGCCAUGCACCUCGUGAAUGACGUCUUGCAAGGCGACAGUAUCCCGUACGAACUUGACACCAAGACCAAAAACGAAGUGUCCAGUUUUGUAGAUGCUAUCAAUUUUUCAAUUGCAGGUGGGGAUUAUCCUGAGUCCUCCAAACCAAAAACACCAUUUGAUGAUUUGACCGCUGGCAUCCCCUCCUUAAAUCCUCAGCCCACAGGAUUUAUGCCACAAACUAGCUUCGGUAUGCCAUUGCAAUCCCAAGUCACAGGUGGUCAAUUAAAUCCUCAGUCGACCGGAUUUAUGCCUCAAACUUCUUUUGGCCAACCUUUGAACACUCAAAUAACCGGUGGGCCUAUGCAAUCGCAAAUGACCGGUGGUUUAUUGCAAUCUCAAUCUACAGGUGGUAUGUUGCAACCACAAUCAACAGGAUUCAUGCCUCAAACCUCUUUCAACCAACCUCUACAAGGUCAGGCCACGGGUGGGGGGUUUCAACCGCAAACUUCCUUCAAUCAACCUCUGCAAACCCAAUUUACUGGAGGCGCUUUACAACAACAACCUCAAAUGCCUUUGAAUCAAUCCAUUCAAUCUCAAGCUACUGGUGGACCACUACAACCUCAAAACACCGCUGGUCUUUCCUCCUUCACUUCUGUCUUACAAAAUCAACAAACUGGCUCCAUGCCACCAAGCUCUUUCGGAAAUUCGUUCCCUUUACAAUCUCAACCAACAGGCUUCUUACCUCCUUCUAAUUUCAACCCCACUGCUCCCUUGAUUGCUCAAAAGACAGGGUUUGGCAACAACGAGAUUUACUCCCAAUCUAAUUUUGCCAGUAAAUUCACUGCUGAUAAUUCUGAUUUUAUUACUGCGGAGGAGAAAGCUUUGUUUUAUAAAAUUUUUGAAACUUAUGAUACUAAAAACAAGGGCCUAAUGGAUUCGCCAACCGCAGUGGAAAUCUUUAGAAAAUCUGGGUUGAACAGAAGUGACUUAGAACAAAUUUGGAAUCUUUGUGACACUAAUAAUAGUGGCCAAUUGAAUAAGCAAGAAUUCGCGCUCGGUAUGCACUUGGUGUAUAGAAGACUAAACGGUCACACGUUACCAGCAAGAUUACCUGCGAGCCUAAUUCCCUCAAGUACUCGAAUCUUAGACUCUGUAAAGGACCAAUUGAAGAACAAUGAUUUAAGUAACAAUAAGAAAACCCCCACAAAAGCCGAUGGAUUGAAAUUCAAGAACAACGAUGACGAAUUGUUGCCUAGCUCGAGAAAUCGCAGAAAGACUUUUGUGGAUGUAAAAGAAAUUGAAGGUAACAAAGAAACCAUAGCUAAUUUGAAAAAACUCAUCAACGAAAAGCAAGUUAAAUUGGAUAUGGAAACUCGUCACUCUUCCCAAUCUUAUCACCUAGGUAACAAUGGAGAAGAUGAUGCCAAAAUAAUUGAAAACUUGAAGAAAAGAAUACUGUCUUUGCCCAAACCACCUUCUUCACACGUUGCUGGUGUUCCUUCUGAUUUGAAAACUAAGUUUGAUUCUUUGGUCGGUAGAGUUCCUGAGUUGUUAGCAGAGAUCUCAAAAAUUGAUAAUCAAAUUACAAACGCCAAAGUCGAGCUUUACCGUUUAAGAAAUCCUUCAUCUCUUGUGGGUUCAGGCCCCAAUGGGGAAAUCACUGAACAAGAUCGUAAAAAGGCCAAAAGUAAAGCUUUGUUAGCGUCCAGAAUGGCCGCCUUAACAGGUAAGCCUGUUAGUGCUACGGGAGAUUUGGAGAAAGAGGGGCAAAAAUUCAAUGCUGAAGUGUUGAAAAUUAAAAAUGACAAUGCUAAUAAUCAAGCUAUCAUUAAUGACAUUCAAACUUCUAUUGCGGAAAUUGCUGCUUCUGUCCAUUCUUCAUUAACUGGCCAUAAUACUGUAGAUAGUACAGAAGAUUAUGAAAAGUGGGAAUUAGGCGUUGGUGUGGACGCUGAAGUUAGUCAAUUUAUUAGGCAAUUAAAAUCAGGGAAUUCCUCAACAAAUUAUAGCUCUAACUCGUCGACUUAUGCAACUCAGCAGUCUUCCCAGUUUAGUCAACAGAGACCCCCAUUGUUGUCAUCUGAAUCUGGGUCUUCGUCCCAGUUCUCAAGCGCGGAAGAAAGAGCUGCGUAUUUGAAAGAGCAAGCUCAAAGAAAAAUGAGAGAAAAAUUGGCAAAAUUAGGACUUGGCGGGGAAGAACCAUCUGAUAGAUCUACUAAUGUCCAGGCACCAACACGCGAUCAAAAAAACCAGCGGUUGAAUCAAGAACUGACAGUUAAGUCAGAAAACCCCCAAACGAGUGUUCCUGCUAAACAGGCACAAGCAGGCGAAGAGCCUGACGAAGAUGAAGAAGUCAAGAGACUUAUGCAGCAACUUGAAGAUCUGAAAGCUAAAAAGAAAGCCGAAAGGGAAGAUAAAUUGGCUAAACUGCGUAAAGAAGUUGAAAAUGCGCAAAACGAAGAUGAGGAUUCGUGGGAUGAUGAACCCCAACAAGUUCAAAAAUUAUCGAGCAAUGCUCCUUUGCAGACACAAACUGCUAACAGCACAUCCGCCCAAGCCCCGAUUUCAAGCACUCAAGGCUCUGCUAACCCAGGACCUGAAUAUGGAUCUUUUACAAGUUCACCCACACCUAUUUCUACCAAUGUGCAGCAGAACACUGGAUCACACCACGAGCAUAACCCAUUUUCUAAAAACUCCAAUUCAUCUGCUAGCGGCCAGGCGUUGUCGUCAGCGUCCACAGGAGGCAGAAAUCCUUUUUUCAAACAGACUGCAUCGGCAUCUUCUUCUUUUGAUGCAAAAGCUGCUGAAGCUCAGAGGAGAGUUCAAAGAGGUUUGGAUAAUGACGAUGAUGAUGAUUGGUCUGAUGAUGAAAGUCAAACGACACAAAAAGGGCUAGAACCCGAAGCUAUUGGGGGUGUUUCAGGCUCUCAACCACAAAUGAAUUCUACCCCUGUGCCUCCCGUGAAUAACUCUUCAAUAGUUGCAGCACCUAUUGCACCUAUUCCACCCAAGGUUGAAGAAUCACAUAGCUAUGAAUCUUCAUCUGCGCCAGUGCCCGUGGCUCCCCCAUUACCAACUAUUAACGCCUCGACUAUACCUCCCGUGCCUGUUGCCCCACCACUUCCUCAAAUGAAUUCUUCGACUGCCCCUCCUGUUCCUAUUGCUCCACCUUUGCCACAAGUUAACGAAACCACCGCCCCUGUUCCAAAUGCACCUUCUCCCGUUCCAGUGCCUUCUUCCCAAGCUUCGCAUCCAGUUCCUAUUGCGCCACCUUUACCACAGGUUGCGAUUGAAAAUCAAGUCACAGAACCAUCUGAGGAUUUCGUUCCGCAAUUGAAUACUGCUACGACCGGCGCUGCGGGUGUUUCAACCCAAGUUGACGAAGGCAACGAAUAUGAAUCCGACGAUUUAUCAAUCCCUGAUUCUGUGGCAUCAGAGGACGAUGACGAUUUCAGAACUCCUGCGUUGGAGGCUCCUUCAAAUGAUACUACGCAGCUACCACCUUCAGGAAUUCCUCCACCACCUCCUCUGCCAUGA
Lachancea fermentati is the source of this 4497-nucleotide messenger RNA. Lineage: Eukaryota; Fungi; Ascomycota; Saccharomycetes; Saccharomycetales; Saccharomycetaceae. The record is from the annotation of a GenBank genome assembly.